Molecule: messenger RNA, 1968 nt
Organism: Panicum hallii
Lineage: Eukaryota; Viridiplantae; Streptophyta; Magnoliopsida; Poales; Poaceae
Product: UPF0160 protein C694.04c-like
Exons: 7
Coding region: 449-1594 (381 amino acids)
Cellular component (GO): nucleus; cytoplasm
Source: RefSeq, a predicted model, not a curated record
GCCAUUUCACAACGCCGCGCCGUCCCACGCAGCUCCGCUCCAUCCUCUUCCGCCGCCGCGGCGCCGCCUUCCCGAGCCGCUCCCGCCGCCUGCUCCUACGGCAGCUACACCCCUCGCGGCGGCGCGGCUCCAUCCCACCCCGUCGCUCCCAUCGACCUUAUCCUUUCCCCGUCCCCACCGAGAAAAGCCCUGAACGCCAUUCAUUCCUGUAGCUCCACCGCCGCCUUCUCGUCCUACUCCAUCUCUCCUGCUCCGGCCGUAGCGCCGCCGUGCCGCUCGCCCGUGCUUGAUAGCUAUCCUGCAUCUCCGCUCCCGCGACGCCUUUUACGCGACCGCAACCAGUGCCGUCCGUCCGGCCGCCUCCUCCACAUCCCUACUAUUCUAAAAUCAGGAGCCCCCUCAAAACCCUGCCUCAUCCCGUCGCUCGCGUCGCACGGGAAAGAUUGGUAUGCUCGCCGCCGCCUGGAGGCUGUCGCAGCGAGCCGUCACGUCUCCUCUCCUUGGCAUCGGCCGACCCCAAAUCCGGAGCCCUUCCUCCACCAUGGCGUCUCUCUCGCCGGCCGCCGCCGCCUCUCCGAAGAGGCUGAGGGUCUACUCGUCCGCCGCCGCCGACGGCGCGGGGAGCGGCAAGAGGGUGGGGACCCACAAUGGCAGCUUCCACUGCGACGAGGCGCUCGGCUGCUUCCUUAUCCGCCUCACCUCCCAGUUCGCCGGCGCUGACGUCGUCCGCACCCGCGACUCUCAGAUCCUUGAUACACUGGAUGCCGUGCUUGAUGUCGGUGGUGUCUAUGAUCCCAGCCAGCAUCGCUAUGAUCAUCACCAGAAGGGCUUCAAUGAGGUUUUUGGACAUGGAUUCAACACAAAACUUAGCAGCGCUGGACUUGUGUACAAGCAUUUUGGUAAGGAGAUAAUUGCGAAGGAGCUUGGGGUUAAUGAAGACCAUGAAGAUGUUCACCGCUUGUAUCUUGCAAUAUAUAAAAGCUUUAUUGAGGCACUUGAUGCAAUUGACAAUGGAAUCAAUCAAUAUGACACAGACCAACCACCAAAGUAUGUGAACAAUACACACUUGUCUUCACGUGUUGGGCGUCUUAAUCCAGACUGGACUGAUCCAGACCAGUCACCUGAGAAGGAGAAUGCGGCAUUUCAACAGGCAAUGAUGCUAGCUGGAAGUGAAUUUAUGGAGAGUGUUCGCUUUCAUGUUAAAUCAUGGUUACCUGCAAGAUCUAUUGUGCUGGAGUGUUUGCUAUCAAGAGGGGAGGUUGACCCAAGUGGAGAAAUCAUGGUUUUGGAUAGAUUCUGCCCGUGGAAGCUUCAUCUAUUUGAGCUUGAAGAGGAGCUGAAGAUUGAUCCUCUGACCAAGUAUGUGCUGUAUGAGGAUGUGAGGAGCCAGAGCUGGCGAGUGCAAGCUGUCAGUGUAGCUCCCGACAGGUUUGAGAGCCGAAGGGCUCUGCCGUGGAGGGGCAUGAGAGACGAUGAACUGUCUGCUGAAACUGGCAUUCCUGGAUGUGUGUUUGUCCAUAUGAGUGGUUUCAUCGGGGGCAACAAGACCUACGAGGGAGCGUUGGAAAUGGCAAGAGCUGCUCUGAAAUUCUGAUUUUUCAACCAAAGCAUCUGUCAGUAACAGUCUUAUCCAUGUUACCGCUGGUUUAGUAAACACGAGUUUCAGCAGCACAUUAUGCAAUUUUGGCCUGCCCAUGUUAUCAUUGACUUGUAGCCGUAGCUGCCAGUCCCAUUCAGUUCAGUUUCAUGGUAUAGUUAUCAAAAUUGAAAACUAGGUAACCGUACCGUCUAAGUUUUACGAGGAUGAAAUUUGUCUCUCAUCCCAUGAAACUCUCUUCUUUUCUCUCUUCACCGUAUCAGCAAAAUUGAUGAUGUGACAUAGAAUUUAAUAAUACGAAACUCUCCGUGAAACUCUCAUCGGAACUAACCUUAUCCUCAUCGUACAGAAGAGAUGGAUGUUUUUAUUUU